AUGUACAUCAACAUAGUGUCUGAGGACCUCUCCAAGGUGUUUGCUGAUGCUGUCUCUAACGGAAACGUCCGUAUUCUCCGUGUAUCUAUUGAGCAUGAAUCUUUGAUUCCAAACGGCACUUCUCCUGUCCAAGGUGAUUUCGAGUCUGAUUACAAGCAGCAUAUCGAAGAAUAUCUCGAGUCUACUACACCAUCCUACAUCUUUGUUCGCUUUGACGAAAAGAAUGCUUCUGGAGAAUACAAAUGGCUGUUCCUCUGUUACGUUCCCGAUAAUGCCAAAGUCCGUGAUAAGAUGUUGUAUGCUUCAACUAGAGCUACAUUGACCAAGGAGCUUGGGGAUUACAGAUUUUCAGAUAGCAUCUAUGGUACCGAUAAGGCGGAGUUUACCUGGGAUGGAUACAAGAAGCAUCUUGCUCACAAGAAUGCAGAGGCUCCACUGACAAGACGUGAGCAAGAGCUAGUGGAAAUCAAAGCUGCUGAGGCUGCCACAGUGUCUGAUUAUCAAGGUACUGCCACUCGAAAGAGCUAUGCGCCUGGAGUUGCAUUUCCUCUGACAGAAAAGGCCGUUCAAGCACUUUCAGAGUUGAAAAAGACUGACGAUAGAUCAUACAAUUUUGUUUCUUUGCAUUUGGAUAAUGAAAAGAUUGACUUGGAUAGUGCAACACAAGUUUCCAUUGACGAGCUGAGCAAGACAAUUAGUGCAACUGCCCCAAGAUUUACUUUUUAUAUCUAUCAACAUGGAUCUAGUGAAUCACUCGUUUUCAUUUAUACAUGCCCUUCAAGCUCCAAGAUCAGGGAGCGCAUGCUGUAUUCAUCUUCCAAAGCCAAUGUCAUUACAGCUGCUGAACAUGAGGCUUCUAUCGAAAUAGCCAAGAAGUUUGAAACCAGCGACUUGUCUGAUUUAACUGGCGAGUAUUUUGAUGAAGAACUUGCUCAGCAACAACAACAUCAACAACUACAAAGCGCCGGCAACUCUAAUGUGAGUUCUCCUACUGGUAGUAUGGUGGGUGAUCGUAUUCAAAUGUUGGGCGGUACAAAGCAAGGCUUCAAGAGACCCGUUGCACCUGGCAGAAGAAGACCCGCCACCGCCAGCUCUUCUCUCCAUUCCUCCUCCACCUCCACCAGCACUACAAAUACAACCUCUUCUUUCUAG
This is a messenger RNA of Mucor velutinosus, 1152 nucleotides long. RefSeq lists its product as uncharacterized. The transcript has 8 exons. Gene Ontology annotation, molecular function: actin monomer binding; actin filament binding. The record is from RefSeq and is a predicted model, not a curated record. Gene Ontology annotation, biological process: actin filament depolymerization; barbed-end actin filament capping. NCBI's taxonomy places the organism in Eukaryota, Fungi, Mucoromycota, Mucoromycetes, Mucorales, Mucoraceae. Bases 1 to 1152 code for a protein of 383 amino acids. Gene Ontology annotation, cellular component: cytoplasm; actin filament.